GCCGCCGGCCGUCCACCGCUGGAAACUCGCCCCUGCCGGCCGGUCCAGCCGAGUGCGGGCCGGCCGCUGGGCGGCGCUGGCGGCGCGGCGCAGGCGCGGGGGCGCUCGACAGACCAGCAAACUAUUUUAGUCGCCAGCGACGGCCGGCGAAAAAAGCGUCGGCGUUCGCUGUGCUGCAGGUGUGCGAGCGGCGGAGGGCGGUGUGCGGCGCGCGGUGACCGGUCGGCUUGGUCUGGGACGGCGCACUGACCCCAGGGAGUGACUGGCCAUGUCGUCCCUAACUCGGUCCGAGUAUCGACACGAAGAACAGCGGCGUGUCACCGAGUCGCCGUUCCGAGAGACCAAAUGGGACAGACACCUCGACACCCUUCUGACUGACCUGAACGAGUCGGUGGGCGCGGGCCGCCCGUCAGCCGGCGGCUCCCAGCAGCGCUCCGUGGUGCCCUCGUCCGGCUCCGGGCUGGUGACUGAGCGUCAGGGGGUGGCCGGCUCUGGCGACUUCCACGAGCGGCGCGAGUACACCUCGCCCGACCAGCGCACACACGUGGUCGAGGAGCGCUUCGAGAAGACGGCGCGCGGAGACGGCGGGACUCGGCACGGGCCGUUCUACGAACCUCAGUCCGGUAGCCGCUACCAAUCCUCCCGCUCUACCACCUACCAGCGUAGCAGCGAACCCCCUGCCACCAAACAGACCGCAUCACCGCUCGGCAGUCCGGGCCGCACCAGCAGCCGCACCACCACAGAGACAGUGCGCGAGCAGCGGCACCACACCGCGCCGCAGCCGGCCGCCAAAGCCGAGUCACACUAUCAGACGGUGCGCACCGUAUCGGAGCAGUCUCCGGCGUCCCCGACAGCGGCGACCGCUCCCCGCCAGCCGCGGGUGAUUGAGUACACGGAGGAGCUGGUACCGGCAGAGUCGCGUACCACGCGCACAGAGUGGCAGCGUCAGGCGCCCCCCACUACCUACACAUACUACGAGUCGCCGCCGACGGAGCGGCGGUCCGCCCGCACGGUGACGCAGUACCGCUACCCGGCGGUGGGCUCCCCGCCGCCGCCGCAGCGCGUACAGUACUACGGCGGUACCGAGUACCCGGACGGCAGCCCGGUCACAGUGCGGUACGUGGACCGACGACCCGUCACCGUCUAUCAUGACGGGAAGUACACGGCCGCCCCCGAGCUGCCGCCGCCGCCCCGCUCCGCUCCGGUGUCCCCGCGCUCAGACUCGGGCGCGGCCACUGUAUACUACGAGCGUAUUAUCGAGCGGCAGCCGAUUAUCCACUACUACGGCGGCCGGCCGGAGGACGAGCCGGCCCCUGCGCCGCGCUCCUCCACACUGCCGGCCGGUCAGCGCCUCACCACCACUCAGUACACGGAGCAGCGCGGCCCGCACGCCCGCUCCGGCGCCACGCUGCCGCCGGGCCAGCUGCUCAGCAGCAGUAGCACUCAGACCACCCAGCUCAGCUCCUCUGAACGCACCGCGUCCUCUGCCGCCGCCCCGGCCGGCCUGCAGCGGGCCCCGCGCGACCGCAGCCCGGAGCCCGUCAGCGCCACGAGCCAGUCGGUCACCAAGCAGGUCUACAAGACGAGCUCCUACUCUGGAGACAAUGCCGCUCCACAGACACAACCUUCCAGCCAGCAGCAGGGCGACCCGUCGCGCUUCAAACAGAACAUUCUCGAACUCGACAGUCUGCUCGACGAUCUCGACCAUGCUCGCAAGAAGCCGGGAACGAAUGGUGUUGACUCUACGAAUACUUUCGACGGUCCGGCGGGCACCAGCACGCCCUACCGUCACACCAACAUUCAGAAGACGACCCAGACCAGCCGAUACACGAGCUCGGGGCCGGGCGGGGAGCGUCAGCCGACGCCCGGUGACCAGCUGACCACCCUGGGCCUGACCGGACCGCGCCACUCACCGUCACCGAACCCGCUGGACGGCCUGGACCGCGGCCUGGUGCCCGAGCUCAGCGAGCCGCCGGUGGCCGGCACCACGCGCGUCACAAAGUACGAGUACCGCAGCUCGAACCGGCGCGACGUGAGCCCGCAGCCGGCGGUGGCCCCGGCGCCGGCUCCAACACGCACCCUGCCGCCGCCCGAGAGUGCGCGCACUACCAUGGAUAGGAGGGAGUACACGAGUGCUACCAGCACUCUGGACCGCGCGCCGCCUCCCGAUACCACCGACAAGACCACCACGUAUGUGUACAGCUCUGACCAGAACACCCUGCCGCCGGGCGUGCCGGCGCCGCCCGUCCCCGCCGGCUCCAACACGACCAUCAACUACCACAUCUACAACUACGGCACGCUGGGCCCGGACGGCCAGCCGGUGCUGCCGCCGGGCGUGGCGCCGCCGCCCGGCUCCGGCACCCUGCCGCGCCGCGAGGUGGUCACCAGCACCAACACCAGCACCAGCUCGCACCAGUACCGCGAGACCAGCCCGCCGGCGCCGCGCUCUCCGGCGCCCGGGCCCGACACCACCGUCAGCAACUCGUACGUGUUCGAGAAGCACACGCACAACACGGCGCCGCAGCGGCACCCGUCCGGGCCGAGCUCGCCGAGCGGCCCGUCCGGCCCCGGCGGACCCGGCGGACCCGGCGGACCCGGUGGACCCGGCGGACCCAACGUCCUCCACUCGACCACCACCACCACCAAACACUACACGAUCGGGCCGGACGGGCGCGAGAUCCCGGCACGGCCGGCCUCGCCGUACGACCAGCAGUAUCCCAAGUUCCCAGUGGACGACGGCCCCGGGCCGCAGGGCCACCACACGCGCACCACCACCACCACCAUCGAGCGUACCCAGACGCGCGGCUCGCCGUUCCCGGCGCGCAGUCCGUCUCCGUCGGCUCGCCGCCCGCAGCGCGACGACGGGCCGCGCGUGCCGUUCCCCGGCUCGCCGCGCCGACCCGUGGAUGAUAUCGACACGCCGCGGCGAGUGGACGAGCUGAUGGCUCAGAUCCCCGACACCCCGCAGGAUGGGACCUACCCGCGCGGCCCGGUGCGGCGCGAGCUCAACAACGGCCGCUCGUCCACCACCACCACCCACUUCACGGUGCACGAGACGGAGCCGCUGCUGGACACACAGACGCAGGUGACGCUGGACGCCAAGUCGGGCGCCGUGGUGCCGCAGGCGGCCUCCAAGCCGGUCUCCGGGCCGCCCAUCUACUACCCGCCCGGCUCCACCGAGUUCAAACCCAAACCCGAGAGCGAGAUGAUGUUCCAGUCGUACGAGUCUCGCGGCGGCGGAAAGUACGCCUCCGGCUACAAGGCGAAGGGCAAGUACAAGGCCAAGGCGGGCUCGAAGGAGACGCACGCCGAGGGCGGCGCCGUGAUCCCCAUCUGCCUGCCCCUCUGCUGUGGGGCCGCCUGUUCCGUCAUGUAGCCUGUGACGCCGUCAGUGGUGAGGUGACUACAGCGGACUGUCGAGCCGCCGGAUGGCGGGGAACUCAGUGACCCGUGACUCGUGAUGAGCGCCCCAGUGCGGCCACGUGACUCUGUGUGUGCUGGUGCCGAGCGAGGGUGAGGCGGUGCGCAGGUUUAAACAACUAAAGCUUGUGUGAACGUGCUAACUCGCCGCGGCUCCGUGACGGCGCUCGGACGUUGGAUGAGCUAGUGUGCUAGUCAGGCUGCGGACCGGCGACCGGCGCCCCCCGGCGGCCGGGCCGGGCGAGAGGAGGCGCGCGCUGCUUCUCCGUGACGCGCGGUGUUGAGUCGCAUUUACUCGGUGUGUUGGUGUGGACGUGUCGCUCGCGUGUGUUUCUACUGCUGGUGUCUGUGGUGCGGAGUCUCCCCGGUCUCUCUCCGUCCCGUCCCCCCGUUACCCCCCCCCCCCGUCUCGUGCUAACACCACCCAACCGUCAGCCUCUACACUGCCUCUGCUUUGGACACGGCGCCGCCGCGUGCGCCCGGCGCUGCACUGAAUGCCCGCCGCAGGUCCGUGAGUCCACUGAAUGCUGGCCGUGCGACUCGCGACUGCACUGAGUGCCGGCCUGUGACCCGUAACUGCAAUGAUUGCCGGCCGUGUGACUCACUACUGUACUGAGUACCGGCCUGUGACCCGUGACGAUACUGAAUAAUGGCCGCGUGACUCACGGCUGCAUUGCACCCCGAUGAAAUGAGUCGUAGCUGUACUGAAAGCCGGUGGUGUGACUUGUGCUUGCGCUGAAUGCCGGCCAUUUGACCUAUGUUUGCGCUGGAAGCUGGCAUGUGACUCACAGCUGUGCUGAAUGCCGGUCGUGCGACCCGCGACCGCACUGAAUGCCGGCCGCGUGACCCGUGACUGUAUUAUACUGUGCCGAUUGGCUGCGUGCCGCCGCCCUGGGCGAUAUUUCUUGGCCCACUCGCAGCUGCGUGUGAUAUGUGCGUGUGAUUUGUGCGCUGACCGGGCCCUCCGCCGGCCUCCCGCGCGGAGCCGGUCGGAGGGCGGGGUCAGGGGUCAGCGUGGAUGACCGGCGGGGUCAGAGGUCGGCCUGGAUAACCGGCCGGCCGGCCCGACCGUGGCCGUCAGUGUCAGUGGUUGUUUUUAACACGGCGGAGAGAACUAACGGCGACGCAUCGGUGUUAGCCAGCGGACAAUACAUUUACCAGUAACAGUA
This is a messenger RNA of Amphibalanus amphitrite, 4589 nucleotides long. Its product is annotated as mucin-12-like. Bases 269 to 3376 code for a protein of 1035 amino acids. The record is from RefSeq and is a predicted model, not a curated record. NCBI's taxonomy places the organism in Eukaryota, Metazoa, Arthropoda, Thecostraca, Balanomorpha, Balanidae. The transcript is spliced from 10 exons.